AUGUCUGCGGAUCUCAAUACAGGUAGAAAUCCAACGUCUGUCUUGCAUGAUAAUGUAAGACAAAUCACAGAACGAACUCAUCAUUUAGAAGAAAGUACAAGAAGAGCUCUUCAAUGUUUACCUGAUGUAUUAACUGAACAACAAAUAAGACGUUUAAAAGAGCAUAAAUAUGCUUCAGAAGGAACAACUUUACUUGAUCCAUUAAUGCAAAAAUUUUGGAAAAGACUUGUUGAAUAUUGUCCAUUAUGGGUCGCACCAAAUCUUAUUACUAUUGUUGGUUUAAUAAUAAAUAUUGGUACUAGUGUUUUACUAAUGUAUUUAACAAAUGGUGCAAAAGAACCAUGUACACGAUGGAUGUACUUUUUUACGGCACUUGGUCUUUUUAUAUAUCAAUCACUUGAUGCUAUUGAUGGUAAACAAGCUCGUCGUACCAAUUCUUCAACACCCUUAGGCGAACUUUUUGAUCAUGGUUGUGAUUCAGUUUCCGCUGUAUUUGUCACACUUGCAGGUUGUUGUGCUGUACAACUUGGACUUUAUCCAUGGGUUAUGUUUUGGUGUUGUAUGUCUUCUUAUAUUGCUUUUUAUUGUGCUCAUUGGCAAACAUAUGUUUCAGGAAAACUUAGAUUUGGAAUACUUGAUUGUACUGAAGCUCAAUGGUCAUUUAUAGUUAUUUAUUUGAUAAGUACUAUAACACCUAAAUUUUGGUCUACAACGGUACCCAUGAUAAAUAUUCCAUCUAGUGUAUUUGCUGGAUUAUUAGCUUUAUGUUCAUCAGUAUGGAGUGCAGCUAAUAAUAUUCGUACAAUUUCAAAAGGUGGAUGUGGAAGAAAUUUUUCAUCGGUUGCUGGUACAAGUAUUAUUUUUCCUAUAUGGCCUAUUGCUUUUCUUAUAUUUCUUGCUUAUAUUGCUUCUAAUUAUUCAAUAUCACAUUCACUUCAAGAACAUACAGCACUUCAUUUAACUUGUUAUGGUAUUGUAUUUUCAAAAAUUACAAAUCGAUUAAUAAUAGCUCAUAUGUCAAAAAGUCCACUUGAUACAUGGGAUACAGCUUAUUAUGGACCUGUAGCUGUUUGUGUCAAUCAAUAUUUCAAUUGUUUUAUAAAAGAAGAAAUCUUUUUAUGGAUUUUUCUCAUUUAUAAUUUAUAUGAUUUACUUCGGUAUAAUAUAAAAGUAUGCCAAGAAUUAUGCGAUGCUUUAGAUAUACAUUGUUUUCGAAUUGAAGUACCAAUAGCUCCGACACCUGAUCGUACCCAUUAA
Messenger RNA from Rotaria sp. Silwood1, 1257 nucleotides. The record is from the annotation of a GenBank genome assembly. Lineage: Eukaryota; Metazoa; Rotifera; Eurotatoria; Philodinida; Philodinidae.